Molecule: messenger RNA, 1841 nt
Organism: Momordica charantia (bitter melon)
Lineage: Eukaryota; Viridiplantae; Streptophyta; Magnoliopsida; Cucurbitales; Cucurbitaceae
Product: Transducin/WD40 repeat-like superfamily protein
Biological process (GO): ribosomal large subunit biogenesis
Cellular component (GO): nucleolus; preribosome, large subunit precursor
Molecular function (GO): protein binding
Source: RefSeq, a predicted model, not a curated record
CCUGCAAAUACAAAGAGUCUCAAUCGCUUACGCUCAACUGGUGUGCAAAAAAUGCCUCGUACAACGAAGGUUGAUUGCCCUGGUUGUCCUCCGCUUCGUGCCCUAACGUUCGAUGUGCUUGGUCUCGUUAAAGUGAUCGAAGCUCGGGGGAAGGAAGGGGAGAUUCCAAAGGUGGUUGAGAGGUGGGGCGAACCCGAUUUCUCCAAAUCAGUGCUCGCAGCUUCUCUUGUUGAUCGUAAAUUCGAUCCUUUACUAGCUGUUGCACGGAAAGAUGGUCUGAUUGAAGUUCUUAAUCCUUUGAAUGGGAAUCCUCACGCUGCAAUUUCUGACAAUACGGAUGCCUCUCCUCUGUCAAAAGAUGAUGCUAUUAUUGGAAUACAUUUAUUUGCUAAAAAUGAGUUGGAGUUGGAAUCCAGGCGUUGCACCUUGCUUUCAUGUACAACAAAAGGAAAUGCAAGCAUGAGGUCGAUUGAUUUUUCUAGUUCAUCUUCAAAAGUUACCUCUACCAAUCUUUUAAAAACGUGGAACGUAUGUGGUUCGGGUGAUGUUACGUGUUCUAAAGUUGAUGGAAGUGAAACCUAUGCAUUAUUUGGAGGGAAGGGUGUUGAAGUUAAUAUGUGGAAUCUAGAACAGUGUACUAAGAUUUGGAAUGCAAAAUCACCGAAAAAGAACAGCCUUGGUAUUUUUACCCCAACAUGGUUCACAUCAACGACAUUUCUUAGUAAGGAUGACCACCGUAAGUUUGCAUCUGGUACCAACAACCACGAGGUUCGACUAUAUGACAUCUCUGCUCAGAGGAGACCUGUUAUCUCAUUUGAUUUUCGGGAGACUCCUAUUAAAGCUUUGGCAGCAGAUGUAGAUGGUAAUACAAUAUUUGUGGGGAAUGCAUCUGGUGAUCUCGCAUCUUUCGAUAUUCGCAAUGGUGAGCUAUUGGGUUGCUUCUUGGGGAAAUGUUCUGGCAGCAUAAGAUCCAUAGCAAGGCACCCAGAGUUCCCGGUCAUAGCAUCAUGUGGAUUAGAUAGCUAUGUGCGCUUCUGGGAUAUUAAGACAAGGCAACUUCUGUCUGCGGUAUUCCUAAAGCAGCAUCUUACCAGUGUUGUCUUUGAUUCCCAUUUUGUUGGAGAAGAUGUAACAAACUCUGCAGUAGAGUCAAUCCAACAGGAAACAGACGCAGCCGAAAUUGUCUUUGAGGAGGAAAAUGUGCCUCAGAAAAGAAAAAAGGCAUCUAAAGAUGGAGAAAGCGGAAAUAGAAAAGGUAGCAAGACUGCAGACAAAGAAAACAAAAAGAAAAAAAAGAAGUUACAUGGCGAAACCGAAAAUAAGCAGAGGUAGAAAUUAAACUCUAAGAAAGGGAGAAAGAGUUUUAAAAACAAGAUUGUUCUUGAGAAAAGGAGAAAGGUGGUUCUUGGUUGGAUCUGUACAACCGGCAGAUAGAGUUAUAAAUUGGAGGGUAGAAGAUGCCAUUUAAGUUAUAUCUGCUCGACAAUGCUUUAAAUUUUGGCCCAAACUAUAAUUUACACUCGAAAGGCUCGGAGUUUUGUCCAUUGGAAGCAGUCCGACCAUGCCCCACUUGGGUUCCCCUGUAUCAAAUAUCAAUAUAUUUUUCAUAUUACAAGUAGUUUGAAGUGUUUUGGGUAGGAAUCGUAUACUGUUUUAGAUUGGCCCCAUGAAUUUUGGAAUCUUGUUAUUGGAAAGUUGGGGCAGCCUAAAUUAUGAGGUCAUCAAUUUUGGAGAACAAUUGAAUCAGUCCUUGAAAUAGUAUUUUUUUAUAUGGUAAAACAUAACACCUAUUUGUAUUUGUUAGUUCAAUAUAUUGACAUUGAUCAAUAGAUUUCUGGAAA